AUGAAUCAUAAUGAAGAGAGCAAGUUCGAUAAAAUGUUGGAAAAAGUGGAGCCAUUCGAGAGAACCCAAGGUCGUUUACCUUCUACUACCAAAACUAAUCCAAGAGAGUUUGUGAAAGCUAUCACAUUCCGAAGUAACAAGGUUUUUGAUGAUCCUCAUGGUAAGAAACCUAUCGAAGUUAAUGAUGAGUCAAGUGCUAAUGAGGCAAGUUUUAGUAAGUCAAAGGCUAGUGAGGAGGUAGUGGUUGAAGUUGAGUCUCCAUAUGGACCACCACCUCCGUAUGUUCCUAAGGCACCGUUUCCAAGCCGACUCAAGAAGACACCAGAUAACCAAAAAUUUCAUAAAUUUUUGGACAUCUUCAAGAAGCUACAAAUCAAUAUAAGUCUAACAGAUGCUUUGCGGGAAAUGCCUCAAUAUGCGAAAUUCCUCAAAGUCAUAAUCAUGAACAAGCGGAGUUGGGACGAAAAGGGCACCAUUUCAUUGACUGAAAAUUACAGCUCAAUCAUCUCAAGCAAGUUGCUUACCAAAUUGCAAGAUCCAGGGAGUUUCACUAUUUCUUGCUCAAUUGGCAUUUCUACUUCUCUUCAUUGUCUUUGUGAUUUGGGUGCAAGUAUAAAUCUAAUGCCCCUAUGUCUUUUCAGAAAUCUAUGUGGAAAUCAAUCGGUAAAGGAAACUUCUAUGAUGCUUCAAUUAUCCGACCAUUCACUCAAGAAACCGCAUGGAGUAGUAGAAGACGUGUUAGUGAAAGUGGGCAAGUUCAUCUUCCCGGUGGACUUUGUUGUGCUAGAUUAUGCGGUUGACAAGAAUUGCAUAAUGAUUCUUGGGCGGCCAUUUUUGAACACGGGGCGGGCGUUGAUUGAUGUCCAUGCCAGAAAAGUCACUUUAAGAAUGAAUGAGGAAAGUGUGGAGUUUGACAUGAGGCAUAAUGAUAGCAAGCGCGAGGAAAAGAAAUGCAUGUGGAUUGAUUCUAUUGAACCAACAUGCCAUGUGCCUAUAAAGGAGGUAAUUCCUUUAGGAAUAAGGAGGUUCAAGAAAACCCUCAAAUGUUUGCGCAUUAAUCAAGAAGGCACCUCAUGUCAAACCGCGCAAGGGAAAACUGAGACGUUGGGCAUCAUGGAAUUUGAAGCUCGAUGA
Molecule: messenger RNA, 1134 nt
Organism: Mercurialis annua (annual mercury)
Lineage: Eukaryota; Viridiplantae; Streptophyta; Magnoliopsida; Malpighiales; Euphorbiaceae
Exons: 2
Coding region: 1-1134 (377 amino acids)
Source: RefSeq, a predicted model, not a curated record